GCCGAGCUCGCCGGCCCCGUGCGACCCGACCCCGCGCUGGUGCCGGCCGGGGAGCCGUGGCCCGCCGCGCCCCGCCGCUGGCGAUGGAGCCAUGGCGCUUAGCCGGCGGAGGCGGCGGCGGCUGCGGCGCUGCCGGGCACUGCUGCUGGGCGCGCUGCUCUCGCUCUCGGGCACCUGCCUCUGCUACGGCCUGCUGCUGCUCUGCUGCGCCCCCGAGCCGGCGCCCGCGGCCGCCGCCGCCCGCUGCCUCCCCGCCCUGGCCGCCGCCGCCCGCAAGAAACUUCUGCAGAAGUGGCGCGCCUGCCCCGCCGCCGCCCCCUCGGCCCAGGGCCCGGCAGCCCCCUCGGCCCGGCCCCUACGAGGCGGCGGCGGCGGGAGCAGCCGGAGCAAGCCCGCCGCCGCCAAGCGGCUCCCGCACGCGCUAAUCGUGGGCGUGAAGAAGGGCGGCACCCGCGCCGUGCUGGAGUUCAUUCGCGGCCACCCGGCCGUGCGGGCCCUCGGCACCGAGCCCCACUUCUUCGACCGGCACUACGAGCGGGGCCUGGAGUGGUACAGGCACCUGAUGCCCCGCACCCUGGAGAGCCAGAUCACCAUGGAGAAGACCCCCAGCUACUUCAUCACCAAGGAGGCUCCCCAGCGGAUCUUCAACAUGUCGCGGAGCACGAAGCUGAUUGUGGUGGUGAGGAACCCUGUCACCCGAGCCAUCUCGGACUACACCCAGACCCUCUCCAAGAGGCCGGACAUCCCCACCUUCGAGGGGCUGUCCUUCCGCAACCGCAGCCUGGGCUUGGUGGACGUGUCCUGGAGCGCCAUCCGCAUCGGCCUGUACGUGCUGCACCUGGAGAGCUGGCUCCGGUUCUUCCCACUCACCCAGAUCCACUUUGUCAGUGGGGAGCGGCUCAUCACGGACCCCGCAGGCGAGAUGGCCCGAGUGCAGGACUUCCUGGGCCUCAAGCGGCUCAUCACGGAGAAGCACUUUUUCUUCAACAAGACCAAGGGCUUCCCCUGCCUGAAGAAGGCUGGGGGUGGCACAGGGCCACGCUGCCUGGGCAAGUCGAAAGGGAGGCCUCAUGUCCAGAUUGACCCCGACGUGCUGGAGCAGCUGCAGGACUUCUACCGCCCUUACAACACCCGCUUCUACGAGGCCGUGGGGCGAGACUUCCGAUGGGAGUGAGGGUGGUGGCCCCACCGGCCAGGCCACUGGCCAGGUCUUUGACUCCAGCCCUCCUCCGAGCCACCUUUGUUUUGACCCUGGGCGGCUGGCCCAGGAGGCCAAAGUCCAGCACUCGAGCCAGGGUACCGCAGCGCACAGCCAUCCCGCCUGGCUCGGCAAGGCCUUCGGUAACUUUUCAAUGGUGCAAUCAGGGUAUGUGUGGCCCAAGGAUGGACUUUAUUUUUAAUAAUGUUAUAGAAAUAGAGUUUAUAAAGAUCACUAUGUAAGCACUAAGGGCACCUGCUUCCCAGCUCUGCCAUCCUUCUUCCUGGAAACCCCGAGGCCUGGAGGUGUCCCCUUGUACGAGGCCCCCAGCCCCAUUGGGUACUUUGCCCAUGACAAAUAAAGCACAGAUUUCUGCUAUUACGGGUACUUCGGGCCCAGCCCUUCCCUCGCUCAGGAGCGUCUCUUGGCUGCCUCUUUUCUCCGUCCUCCUUCCCAUGAAAUAAAGUCCCGUCCAGCCUGAA
Candoia aspera is the source of this 1680-nucleotide messenger RNA. It is a transcript of the gene HS3ST2, whose product is annotated as heparan sulfate-glucosamine 3-sulfotransferase 2. The transcript is spliced from 2 exons. Gene Ontology annotation, molecular function: [heparan sulfate]-glucosamine 3-sulfotransferase activity. The record is from RefSeq and is a predicted model, not a curated record. The coding region runs from base 92 to 1174 and encodes 360 amino acids. NCBI's taxonomy places the organism in Eukaryota, Metazoa, Chordata, Lepidosauria, Squamata, Candoiidae.